AUGGGCCUCACCAGCGUCGUCGCCGCAAAGAGCUACUUUACCCUCACGCUUCAUGCGCCUCAAUAUGCAGUUCUCAACGGCAAAACCAUCAAUGCUCGGGACAGGUCCUUCAUCAUUGGAGCCCAAAGCCCCAGCACACGCUGCGACCUCAAAGUUUUUGCUCAGUGUCCGGCUGGCGAUAGUACACUCGUCAAUGAUGAUAUGUCGUUUCUUGCCUCGGCGGCUCCUGGUGGCCAGUUCAUCUACGUCGCUCCGGAUGGCUCCAUCAGCUACCCCCCGGCUCACUCAUCAUUGCGUCCUCCAGGCGCCCAAGUCGGCGGCUUUCACCCGCAUCUAGUCCCAAUUGAUAAUGGAGAAUCCGUACAUGUUCUCAACUGGCGGUCGAAUGAUGGUACGGCUGGCUUAUGGGCGUGCCCCGUUUCCCCAGGAGCACCUAUUGCUUACCAGGCAGUGCUCAAGGCGGCAACCGCGCGAUUCAAUGGCCUGGGAUGUCUAGCUGUUGAUGGUAUCCGGAUCCAACUAGCUGGGAGUGACUUUGGGGCCUGGGAGUAUACAUGA
Molecule: messenger RNA, 558 nt
Organism: Trichoderma breve
Lineage: Eukaryota; Fungi; Ascomycota; Sordariomycetes; Hypocreales; Hypocreaceae
Exons: 2
Coding region: 1-558 (185 amino acids)
Source: RefSeq, a predicted model, not a curated record